AUGGCUGUAGCACGCCCAAUUCGAGUCUUGGGCUUAUUGGCCAUAGGAUUAUGGAUAUUUUUCUUAUAUCAAGUUUUUGGUCGAGAAAAACGAGUAUUAGGGCCUGGAGAUACACUUGACAAUAUAGAAAGAGACCCUAAUCUAGAUCGUAUGCGCCAAACUUUCUCAUAUGCCAUUUAUUUGCUAACGAAUUUUAUAGCUACUGGAGAACCGGAAGGUGUGUUAUGGAGAGCUGAUCAGGGCUACGGACUUGGGGCUGAGGGAACGAGUCGAAUUAAUGCUACUCUUUUAUCUUUGGUCCGUAACGAAGAGGUCGAUGGCAUGGUACAAGCUAUGCAAGAUCUCGAGAGAACAUGGAAUCAUAAGUUCAAUUAUCCGUGGACGUUCUUCAAUGAUGUGCCAUUCACAGAGGAAUUUAAACGUCGAACUUCUGCAGAAACGAAGGCAGAAUGCAAAUAUGGUACGCAGCUUCACCUAUGAUGACAACCUGGCAACUCUAACAAUCCUGGCAGAAUUGAUCCCGAAAGAACAUUGGGAGAUUCCCUCAUGGAUCGAUAAAGAGCUUUUCGAUGAAUCAGCAAAGAUAUUGAAGGAGAAUGACAUCCAAUAUGCCAGCAUGGCAUCGUACCACCAAAUGUGUCGAUGGAACAGCGGCCUAUUUUACAAACAUCCAGCCAUGGCAAAUAUGCAAUUUUACUGGCGUGUCGAACCAAAAGUUCAUUUCUUCUGCGAUGUCGACUAUGAUGUUUUCAGAUAUAUGCAGGAUCAGAAUAAAACGUACGGGUUUACUAUCAAUCUUUACGAUGCCCCUCAAUCGAUUCCAACCUUGUGGCCCGAGACGACGAAAUUCUUAGCUGCACAUCCAGAGUACAUCCACGAUAAUAAUGCAAUGAAUUGGAUCACCGACAGUGCGCGGAGACCCGAACAUAAUCAGAAAGCAAACGGCUACUCCACAUGCCAUUUCUGGAGUAACUUCGAAAUUGGUAACAUGGAUUUCUGGCGCAGUCAAGCAUAUGAGGAUUAUUUCAAUCACUUGGACCGUGCUGGAGGCUUCUUCUACGAGCGAUGGGGAGAUGCGCCAGUUCAUAGUAUAGCAUUAGCACUUUUUGAAGAUUCGAGCAAGAUUCAUUGGUAAGUUUUGAGACUUUUUUGCAAGAUUUAUGUCUGUAGCUAAUCUCUUUCAAAGGUUCCGUGAUAUCGGUUAUCAGCACAUCCCCUACUUCAACUGCCCUAACUCUCCAAAGUGCAAAGGUUGUCAGGCGGGACGAUUCACAGAUGGAGAAGCUUGGCUGCAUAAGGAGGAUUGCAGGGCGAAUUGGUUCAAAUAUGUUGGUAUGGGUUGAAUAAACAUAAAACUCGGGACAUGGUCAACAAUAGCGGUGGUGGUAACGGUUGAUAUACUGUAUUAAAAUGUCUCUUUGAUGUUUGGAAGUUUAAAGCAGGCAAGCAUUGGCAGGGCGUUCAUGGUGGGAUUUGGGAAUCAUGAUAAGUAUUUAGAGUAUAAUAUGGCACGGCCGUUAGAUGAAAAGGGCUGGUUGGCAGGACAGGCUCAUGAAUUACAUAUAUACCAAUAGGAGUACUUUUGGACAGCGGCCCUUGAUCCUCGCACAAAAUCAAGCAACAUUAUCAUCAAGUCUUUCAAAGCAUGUCAUGGAGUUCCUUCAACGGGUGUUACCCUCUCAACACUAUUCGCACUUAU
Messenger RNA from Sclerotinia trifoliorum, 1699 nucleotides. Lineage: Eukaryota; Fungi; Ascomycota; Leotiomycetes; Helotiales; Sclerotiniaceae. The record is from the annotation of a GenBank genome assembly.